Molecule: messenger RNA, 1362 nt
Organism: Zingiber officinale
Lineage: Eukaryota; Viridiplantae; Streptophyta; Magnoliopsida; Zingiberales; Zingiberaceae
Product: palmitoyl-protein thioesterase 1-like
Exons: 12
Coding region: 206-1159 (317 amino acids)
Cellular component (GO): intracellular membrane-bounded organelle
Molecular function (GO): thiolester hydrolase activity
Source: RefSeq, a predicted model, not a curated record
UUUCUAUGAAUCUAUUAUUGGAUAACCAACUCAUAGCUUUGCGUGUGCGGGACGGCCUUUAUCCACCAAUCAAUCAACGGACAAAAUCGACGGUUUUAUAAUUGACCCUACCGCUCAACGACCUGUGCGUGCUGCUGCGAUUGCAAACCAACACCAAGAAGCAAUCAAAGGAACAAAAAAUCUGCUAGAAAUCGCAGCCUGGUGAAUGAACCCUAGAUUCCUGCAGAAAAGGGGUGCGGUGAUGGCAUCAGCUUUGCUAAAGGCGAUUUUUGUCGUCCUCCUCCUCGCCAUCUCAGCUCCCAGUUCGUCGUCGAUCCCUUUCGUCGUCUUCCACGGAAUCGCAGAUCAGUGUGAUAGUAAAGAGGUUUCACAAUUUCCUCAACUUCUGAGCAACUGGUCUGGCUCCAAGGGCUACUGCAUAGAAAUUGGAGAUGGAUUUUGGGACUCUUGGUUCAUGCCACUCUACAAACAGGCAGAAAUUGCUUGCGAGAAGGUGAAAGAGUUGAAGGAACUUAGCAAUGGAUAUAACAUAGUGGGUCUUUCUCAGGGAAACUUGAUUGGUCGAGCAGUGCUUGAGUUCUGUGAUGAUGGACCUCCAGUUAACAAUUUUGUCUCACUCGCGGGGCCUCAUGCUGGUGAAGCCUCUGUUCCCUUAUGUGGUUCAGGAACCAUAUGCCUCAUUCUGGGUAACCUCAUCAAAUCACCUAUCUAUUCUGACUAUGUGCAGGAUCACCUGGCUCCCAGCGGCUAUAUCAAGAUUCCAACUGACAUUCCCAAGUACAUGGAAAAAUGCAAGUUUCUUCCAAAGCUUAACAAUGAGAACUCUACUGAAAGAAAUUCUACAUACAAGACAAGAUUCACUAGCUUACAAAAUUUGGUCCUUAUCAAGUUUGAGAAUGACACAGUUUUGGUUCCUCGAGAGACAUCUUGGUUUGGAUAUUACUCAGUUGGCACCUUCAAUACAAUUUUGCCUCCCCAACAGACCGCUCUCUAUAAGGAAGAUUGGAUCGGUUUGAAAACUUUGGAUGAUGCUGGACGAGUCAAGUAUAUCAGUGUGAUGGGAAAUCAUCUUAAAAUUUCUCAUGAUGACAUGAAGAAACAUAUUGUACCAUACUUGGUGGAGAAACUAGAGGAGCCUAUCCGCCAAGCUCUUCUAUGAUUAUAGUUCUCUUCGCGCAGACUUGGGGAUGUUGGAGCAAAUUGUUUGUAAGCUUAUUUCUAAAAAAUUUGCAACUCUAAUUUAAGUUGCAAUGAACUUUUUUAAGUUUCUAGCUUUGGAAUAUAAGUUUAUGAUCCUAAAAAUAUUAAAUAUCUUGAAUGUAUAUAUGCUAAUUUUACAAUCAACUUGUGCCUUGGAAGCUA